Messenger RNA from Carica papaya (papaya), 2729 nucleotides. RefSeq names its product 5-methyltetrahydropteroyltriglutamate--homocysteine methyltransferase. The record is from RefSeq and is a predicted model, not a curated record. Gene Ontology annotation, molecular function: 5-methyltetrahydropteroyltriglutamate-homocysteine S-methyltransferase activity; zinc ion binding. NCBI's taxonomy places the organism in Eukaryota, Viridiplantae, Streptophyta, Magnoliopsida, Brassicales, Caricaceae.
UCUGCUCCCAGCGUCUAUAAAUAACCCAAAGCCCACUCAUCUUCUUCGCUCGUGCCAUCUCUUCUUCUCUUAUCUGUCCUUCCAACCAGAGUGCGAUAUAAUACCCCUCAAGAACCGCUCUUUGCUUCGCACUCCGUUUCUCUCUCCGAAAGAACAAUGGCAUCCCACAUUGUUGGAUAUCCCCGCAUGGGCCCCAAGAGAGAGCUCAAGUUCGCUUUGGAGUCAUUCUGGGAUGGCAAGAGCAGUGCUGAGGAUUUGCAGAAGGUGGCUGCUGAUCUCAGGUCAUCCAUCUGGAAGCAGAUGUCUGACGCUAGAAUCAAGUACAUUCCCAGCAACACAUUCUCUUACUAUGACCAGGUUCUGGACACCACUGCAAUGCUCGGUGCUGUUCCACCCAGAUAUAACUGGAAUGGUGGUGAGAUCGGAUUCGAUGUUUACUUCUCCAUGGCCAGAGGAAAUGCAUCUGUACCCGCCAUGGAAAUGACCAAGUGGUUUGACACCAACUACCACUUCAUUGUACCUGAAUUGGGUCCUGAUGUCACCUUCUCUUAUGCUUCUCACAAGGCAGUGACUGAGUACAAGGAGGCUAAGGCGCUUGGCGUAGAUACAGUCCCAGUCCUUGUUGGUCCUGUCUCCUAUUUGUUGCUCUCUAAACCUGCUAAGGGUGUUGAGAAGACAUUCUCUCUUCUCUCCCUCCUCAACAAAAUCCUUCCGGUCUACAAGGAGGUCAUCUCUGAGCUUAAAGCAGCCGGUGCUUCAUGGAUUCAGUUUGAUGAGCCCACACUUGUGUUGGAUCUUGAUGCUCACAAAUUGCAAGCGUUCACUGAUGCCUACUCAGAACUAGAAUCGACUCUAUCUGGUUUGAGUGUUCUCAUUGAGACCUACUUUGCUGAUGUUCCCGCUGAGGCAUACAAGACCCUCACUGGUUUGAAGGGUGUUACUGGUUAUGGAUUUGAUUUGGUUCGUGGAACCAAGACCCUUGAUUUGAUUAAGGGUGGUUUUCCCAAAGGCAAAUACCUCUUUUCUGGAGUUGUUGAUGGAAGAAACAUUUGGGCCAAUGAUCUUGCUUCUUCUCUUAGCACCCUUCAGGAGCUUGAGGGCAUUGUAGGCAAAGAGAACCUUGUGGUCUCCACCUCCUGCUCUCUUCUCCACACCGCUGUUGACCUAGUUAACGAGACUAAGCUAGACAAGGAAAUUAAAUCAUGGCUUGCAUUUGCUGCCCAGAAGGUUGUUGAAGUGAAUGCAUUGGCCCAGGCUUUGGCUGGUCAGAAGGAUGAGGCAUUCUUCUCUGCUAAUGCUGCUGCUCAGGCUUCGAGGAAGUCCUCCCCAAGAGUGACAAAUGAGGCUGUUCAGAAGGCUGCUGCUGCUUUGAAGGGUUCUGACCACCGCCGUGCAACUAAUGUUAGUGCCAGACUGGAUGCUCAGCAAAAGAAGCUUAACCUUCCAGUCCUCCCAACUACCACCAUUGGGUCAUUCCCACAAACUCUGGAACUCAGGAGAGUCCGCCGUGAAUACAAAGCUAAGAAGAUCUCUGAGGAUGAUUACGUUAAAGCCAUCAAGGCAGAGAUCAAGAAGGUCGUUGCUCUCCAAGAAGAUCUUGACAUUGAUGUCCUGGUUCAUGGAGAACCUGAGAGAAACGACAUGGUUGAGUACUUUGGGGAGCAGUUGUCAGGUUUUGCCUUCACUGUCAACGGUUGGGUGCAAUCAUAUGGGUCACGGUGUGUGAAGCCACCAAUCAUCUACGGUGAUGUGAGCCGCCCUAACCCAAUGACUGUCUUCUGGUCCUCAACCGCUCAGAGCAUGACAUCCCGCCCAAUGAAGGGAAUGCUUACCGGCCCUGUCACAAUUCUCAAUUGGUCCUUUGUCAGAAAUGACCAACCCAGACAUGAAACCUGCUACCAGAUUGCUUUGGCCAUCAAGGACGAGGUGGAAGAUCUUGAGAAGGCAGGCAUCAACGUUAUUCAAAUUGAUGAGGCUGCUUUGAGAGAAGGAUUGCCUCUUAGGAAGUCAGAGCAAGCUUUCUACUUGGAAUGGGCUGUCCACUCCUUCAGAAUCACCAACGUCGGUGUCCAGGACACUACCCAGAUCCACACUCACAUGUGCUACUCCAACUUCAAUGAUAUCAUCCACUCAAUUAUUGAUAUGGACGCGGAUGUGAUCACCAUUGAGAACUCUCGAUCAGAUGAGAAGCUCCUUUCUGUCUUCCGCGAGGGAGUGAAGUAUGGUGCUGGAAUUGGUCCUGGCGUCUAUGAUAUCCACUCUCCUAGAAUACCAUCUACUGAGGAAAUUGCUGACAGGAUCAACAAGAUGCUUGCGGUGCUUGAGACAAACAUCUUGUGGGUUAACCCUGACUGCGGACUCAAGACCCGCAAAUACUCUGAAGUGAAGCCGGCCCUUAAAAACAUGGUUGCCGCUGCUAAGCUCCUGCGCACAGAGCUUGCCAGUGCCAAGUGAGAGAGAGGUUGGGGCUGCGGAAGCUAUUUGGUUGGUUUUUUUAGCGAAGAGGAGAGAAGGGAAAAUUUGUCAUAUUAAUUUUUAAUAAUUGCGGGUUGAUGAGGGUAAUUGGUUUCCAUUUUUAAUUUUCUUUUCGAUUGUUUUUGUUUUCCUUCUUUUCAAGAAUAGUUUGUAUUUCUGGGAUUAUGCCAUCUUCAAGGCACUGAGAUGGGCAUGGAAGUUGUACUUCACUGAAUGAAAAUGAUGCAAUAUCAUACCUGUUUGUGGAUUAAAAA